Messenger RNA from Peromyscus eremicus (cactus mouse), 3417 nucleotides. RefSeq names its product huntingtin interacting protein 1 related (gene Hip1r). Bases 105 to 3311 code for a protein of 1068 amino acids. NCBI's taxonomy places the organism in Eukaryota, Metazoa, Chordata, Mammalia, Rodentia, Cricetidae. Gene Ontology annotation, cellular component: clathrin-coated vesicle; actin cortical patch. The record is from RefSeq and is a predicted model, not a curated record. Gene Ontology annotation, molecular function: clathrin light chain binding; actin filament binding; phosphatidylinositol-3,4-bisphosphate binding. The transcript has 32 exons. Gene Ontology annotation, biological process: actin filament organization; clathrin coat assembly; endocytosis.
GCGUGGCGCGGCGCGCGGCCUCCGGGUGCCUAGGCUCGGGGCGGCGGGCGGUGACGCCUCAUUCUCGCGGAGCCGGGCCGGGGACACGGUCGGACGGCGGCGACAUGAACAGCAUCAAGAACGUGCCGGCGCGGGUGCUGAGCCGCAGGCCGGGCCACAGCCUGGAGGCCGAGCGCGAGCAGUUCGACAAGACGCAGGCCAUCAGCAUCAGCAAAGCCAUCAACAGCCAGGAGGCCCCUGUGAAGGAGAAGCAUGCCCGGCGCAUCAUUCUGGGCACUCACCAUGAGAAGGGGGCCUUCACCUUCUGGUCCUACGCCAUUGGCCUGCCGCUGCCCAGCAGCUCCAUCCUCAGCUGGAAGUUCUGCCAUGUCCUUCACAAGGUCCUCCGAGACGGACACCCCAACGUGCUGCAUGACUGCCAGCGGUACCGGAGCAACAUACGGGAGAUCGGCGACCUGUGGGGGCACCUCCGUGACCAGUAUGGACACCUGGUGAAUGUCUAUACCAAACUGUUGCUGACCAAAAUCUCCUUCCACCUCAAGCACCCCCAGUUUCCUGCAGGCCUGGAGGUAACAGACGAGGUGCUGGAGAAGGCGGCUGGAACUGAUGUUAAUAACAUUUUCCAGCUUACCGUGGAGAUGUUUGACUACAUGGACUGUGAACUGAAGCUUUCGGAAUCAGUCUUCCGGCAGCUCAACACAGCCAUUGCCGUGUCCCAGAUGUCCUCCGGCCAGUGCCGCUUGGCGCCCCUCAUCCAGGUCAUCCAGGACUGCAGCCACCUGUACCACUACACGGUGAAGCUCAUGUUCAAGCUGCACUCCUGUCUCCCAGCGGACACCCUGCAAGGCCACAGGGACCGGUUCCACGAACAGUUUCACAGCCUCAAAAACUUCUUCCGCCGAGCCUCGGACAUGCUCUACUUCAAGCGGCUCAUCCAGAUCCCAAGACUGCCCGAGGGACCCCCCAAUUUCCUGCGGGCCUCAGCCCUGGCUGAGCACAUCAAGCCUGUGGUGGUGAUCCCGGAGGAGGCCCCGGAAGAUGAGGAGCCUGAGAACCUCAUUGAGAUUAGCAGUGGGCCCCCUGCCGGGGAGCCCGUGGUGGUGGCUGACCUCUUCGAUCAGACCUUUGGACCUCCCAAUGGCUCCGUGAAAGAUGACAGGGACCUCCAGAUUGAGAACUUGAAGAGAGAGGUGGAGAGCCUCCGUGCUGAGCUGGAGAAGAUCAAGAUGGAGGCCCAGCGGUACAUCUCCCAGCUGAAGGGCCAGGUCAAUGCCCUGGAGGCAGAGCUGGAGGAGCAGCGGAAGCAGAAGCAGAAGGCCAUGGUGGACAACGAGCAGCUGCGCCAUGAGCUGGCCCAGCUGAAGGCCAUGCAGCUGGAGGGCGCCCGGAACCAGGGCCUGCGAGAAGAGGCGGAGAGGAAAGCCAGUGCCACGGAGGCACGCUACAGCAAGCUGAAGGAGAAACACAAUGAACUCAUCAACACGCAUGCAGAGCUGCUCAGGAAGAACGCAGACACAGCCAAGCAGCUGACGGUGACGCAGCAGAGCCAGGAAGAGGUGGCCCGGGUGAAGGAGCAGCUGGCCUUCCAGAUGGAACAAGUGAGGCGAGAGUCGGAGAUGAAGAUGGAGGAGCAGAGUGACCAGCUGGAGAAGCUCAAGAGGGAGCUGGCAGCCCGAGCCGGAGAGCUGGCCCACGCACAGGAGGCCCUGAGCCGCACAGAGCAGAACGGGUCGGAGCUGAGCUCCCAGCUGGACACCCUGAGUGCGGAAAAGGAUGCGCUGAGCGGAGCCGUGCGGCAGCGGGAAGCAGAGCUGCUGGCUGCCCAGAGCAUGGUGCGGGAGAAGGAAGCCGCCCUCAGCCAGGAGCAGCAGCGCAGCUCCCGGGAGAAGGACGAGCUGCAGGGGCGGCUGGCCGAAAAGGAGGCUCAGGAGCAGGGUCUGCGGCAGAAGCUGCUGGAUGAGCAGUUCGCAGUGUUGCGGAGCGCUGCCGCCGAGGCCGAGGCCAUUGUGCGGGAUGCGGUGAGCAAGCUGGAUGACCCUCUGCACCUGCGCUGCACGAGCUCUCCAGACUACCUGGUGAGCCGGGCCCAGGCAGCCCUGGACACGGUGAGCGCCCUGGAGAAGAGCCACACCCAGUACCUGACUUCCUCCGAGGAUGCUUCUGUCCUGGUGGCAGCGUUGACCCGAUUCUCCCACCUGGCCGCGGACACCAUCAUCAAUGGCGGUGCCACCUCCCACCUGGCCCCCACCGACCCUGCUGACCGCCUGAUUGACACUUGCAGAGAAUGUGGAGCCCGGGCUCUAGAGCUCAUGGGACAGCUGCAGGACCGGACAGUGCUACCGAGGGCCCAGCCCAGCCUGCUGCGGGCCCCCCUGCAGGGGAUUCUUCAGCUGGGCCAGGAUCUGAAGCCGAAGAGCCUGGAUGUGCGGCAAGAGGAGCUAGGGGCCAUGGUUGACAAGGAGAUGGCCGCCACCUCUGCAGCCAUUGAGGAUGCUGUGCGGAGGAUUGAGGACAUGAUGAACCAGGCCCGCCAUGAGAGCUCCGGAGUGAAACUGGAGGUCAAUGAGAGGAUCCUCAACUCCUGCACAGACCUGAUGAAGGCCAUCCGGCUCCUCGUGAUGACCUCCACCAGCCUACAGAAGGAAAUCGUGGAGAGCGGCAGGGGGGCAGCCACGCAGCAGGAAUUUUAUGCCAAGAAUUCACGGUGGACCGAAGGCCUCAUCUCUGCCUCUAAGGCAGUGGGCUGGGGAGCCACACAGUUGGUGGAGUCGGCUGACAAGGUGGUGCUUCACAUGGGCAAAUACGAGGAACUCAUCGUCUGCUCACACGAGAUUGCAGCCAGCACGGCCCAGCUGGUGGCAGCCUCAAAGGUGAAAGCCGACAAGCACAGCCCCCACCUGAGCCGGCUGCAGGAAUGUUCCCGCACUGUCAACGAGAGGGCCGCCAACGUGGUGGCCUCCACCAAGUCGGGCCAGGAGCAGAUCGAGGACAGAGACACCAUGGAUUUCUCCGGCCUGUCCCUCAUCAAGCUGAAGAAGCAGGAGAUGGAGACACAGGUGCGGGUCUUGGAGCUGGAGAAGACGCUGGAGGCGGAGCGUGUGCGGCUGGGGGAGCUGCGCAAACAGCACUAUGUACUGGCCGGGGUGAUGGGGACGCCCGGUGAGGAAGAACCCAGCAGACCCAGCCCAGCUCCCCGAAGUUCGGCCACCAAGAAGCCACCCUUGGCCCAGAAACCCAGCAUAGCCCCCAGGCCAGACAACCAGCUCAACAAGAAGGAUGGUGUCUACCCAGCUCAACUCGUGAACUACUAGGCCCUCUGAGGUGUUCAGCAGGAUGGCUGCUGGUCAUGCCUGGGCCUCGUGUAACCAUCUGUGGUCAAGGGGCCUCAGAGUCGUCCAAUGGCUGCACCUGGAGCCC